This is a messenger RNA of Sander lucioperca (pikeperch), 2737 nucleotides long. RefSeq names its product max-interacting protein 1-like. The transcript is spliced from 6 exons. The record is from RefSeq and is a predicted model, not a curated record. Lineage: Eukaryota; Metazoa; Chordata; Actinopteri; Perciformes; Percidae. Gene Ontology annotation, biological process: regulation of transcription by RNA polymerase II. Gene Ontology annotation, molecular function: DNA-binding transcription factor activity, RNA polymerase II-specific; protein dimerization activity; RNA polymerase II cis-regulatory region sequence-specific DNA binding. Bases 133 to 945 code for a protein of 270 amino acids.
UGAGGCUAAGGACUGCAAUUCCAUCGAGCCUAGUUCAUUUCAGUCAUCCGCUCAGCGCACAGACGGGACAAGGAGCACUUUCAGCGCUGCUUAUUUGUCAAAGUCCCCCCCCACCCCCCAAACAAAGUGAAAAUGGUAAAGUACAUGCGACAGCACAGCGAGGUGAAACCCGAAGAGGUUCUGUCGGAGUCUGAUGCUUCGAUGGACCAGCAGGAUUUCGGAGAAUUGUCCGACUAUUCUUUCAGCGACGUUUUAUACUCCAAAUGUUCCGCAAUGGACCAAAUCGGCACUUUCAUGAAGAACGUGCAAGUGCUGCUCGAUGCAGCAAAUUACCUAGAAAAUAUCGACAAGAACAACGGAAAAUGUGAGCAUGGUUAUGCUUCAACUUACCCUGUGACCCAGACUGUACAUCAUCAGAAACAGCGUAAAUUCAAGAACAAGAAAUUGGACAAUAUUCACAAUAGGUCAGCACACAAUGAACUGGAAAAAAAUAGACGAGCACAUCUCCGCCUGUGUUUGGAGAGGUUGAAGUCCCUCAUCCCUCUGGGACCAGACUGCAGUCGGCACACCACACUGGGACUGCUCAACAAGGCCAAAGCACAUAUCAAGAAACUUGAAGAGAUGGAUCGGAGGAGUCUGCACCAGCUGGAGACCUUAGAGAGGGAGCAGAGGCACCUGCAGAGGCAGCUAUCCCAGCUGCAGACUCAUGGAGAUAGGGAGAGGGUCCGUACGGACAGCGUGGGCUCCCGCAUGGACUCUGACCGCUCAGAGUCUGACAAAGAGGAGAUUGAAGUUGAUGUGGAAAGCACUGAGUUCUCCCAUGGAGAAAUGGACAGUGUAAGCACCAGUGGUACAAGUGACCUGGAUGACCACAGCAGCCGGCAGAGCUCAGCUAGUGAUGAAGGCUACUCCACAUGCAGUCUAAAACUGGCUUUCUCUGCUUAAAGCACCAGCCUAUACUUUCACUUCAGCUGCAGUCUUUUAUGGCUUUCACCUUUAAAGUACCAGCCUAAAGCUCCAUUCUCCCUUUGCAGUUUAGGUUAACUGUCUUCAGAAGAAGAACCAGCCUCAAUCCCACCUUUGACCUGACAAAUGAAGCGUCUCCUCCACCCUGAGAACCAGCCUUAAGUUCAACUCAGCCUAAACGUUUAAAAAGCCAAGGGGCUCCUCUACAUCAGUCUGAAACAUUUUACACAACAGCCUCAAAUGUAACUUCUCUGGCAAUAUACAGUUUCCUCAUUUUCAGAGUUGACUUAACCAAUCACCUGAAUGACCUUUAACCCAUUACCAGCUUGAAUCAACCAUACCUGCAAUCAAUACUUACCCUGUAGAGGACCCAUGAUCAUGAUCACCAGUGUCCAACACUGGAGGGUAACUCUACCUUUAGUCAAGUUAAUCCUCUGAAACCAGCAAAAACACUAAAACCCCUAUACCAGCUAGAAGCUCAUCAUUGGGAACGUUUGCCCCAUUUGCCUUGUAAAAACAUAGCCCCUCUUCUUCGGAUAACAUAUCCAGACAUCACUUCUUGUCAGUGUACAAGCCGGUGACAAGGGCUACAAUGUCUGCAUUCCAAAAUGUUUAUUACACUCCUAUAACCUCUGCUUUAGGACCCACAACCAUUACUGAUCCAUGUGGCGUCACUUCUCUUGACUGAAAUACAGUCGUAUCCAAACAGGUGGUGUAGUCCACCCUUGUUAUUCUAAUUUAUUUUGCAUUAUGAUUAUAGUAUUUAUUUUUGUUAUAUUUAAUUUUACUGUAGCUAGAUCUUGGUCAUGCUUGAACUUUUUUAAAUUUUUUUUUAAAUGUUUACCAAAUUACAUGACAUUAAAUUUAGCCCCACAGAAGCAUAUGCAGUGCUAAAGGUUUACUCAAUGUUUUGUUGAAAGAAUCACAUCUCUUUCACACUGUGUGCAAAUGCAAUUUUAUUUAGACAGUAAUAAGCUAUCCCACACUGUCCAAGCACAAGGCUGAAAGCAAUAAAGCGUCUAGUUUGAUCAUAUCCUUAACGUUGGCUGUGUUCAGAACACUAUUCUGUCCGUCCAAUACCAAAUUGCUUUUUGCUAGUUUUCCACUUGCUCCAGUAGUGGCAUCAGUUUUAAUAUUGAGCACUAAAAACGAUUGUAAUUGAUUUUAAAAAAAAAAGCUAUGGUGAAUGUGUAUUGAAUGUAGCUUGUCUAAUCAUGUUGUAAUGUGCUUCAGAUUGACAAGUCUUAAAAAAUGUCUGUAGAAUGAACAUAAACACUACAGAAUACUUAUUUUGGUUUAUACUUCAGUGUUUAGUACUGUAUCUUUUAUGUAUUGUAGCAAAAAAAAUAAAUUUGGAGACUUCCCAUUAAUAAUUCAAUGUAUAUUUGACACAGAAUUGCACUGCUGACCUGUUGGAAUCCAUGAAACCAAAUAAGACAUUUCAAUAUGAUCAUUUAUCAGCAUUUUCCUGGUCCAAGUCCUAAGGAGAUCACCACCAAAUUGUGUCUUAACAUGGGUAUAUGACUCUUGCACAAAGUUCCUUGUUACAGGUCUUCCCCCCCCCCCCCAACCUGUUUGGGAAACUAUAAAAUGCACUAUGAAAAAGACUUCUGUUAAGGAAGUAUGUCAAAGCACACCCCCAAAUGUUUUCUCUCAUGCUUAAUCAGCCAUCCAAGGUGACUUUGUUGCAAAACAUGUGCUGCUGGUCCCCUGCUAGUACUUUGUUACAGUUCCCGAAACUUUCCCUGGAAUCUUAAUAAACCUCUACCAC